This is a messenger RNA of Cajanus cajan (pigeon pea), 329 nucleotides long. NCBI's taxonomy places the organism in Eukaryota, Viridiplantae, Streptophyta, Magnoliopsida, Fabales, Fabaceae. The record is from RefSeq and is a predicted model, not a curated record.
UCGCAUAACUCUAAAGCAUAUUCUACAACGUCUUCACUCACUCUGAUACCAGAAACAGCGUGCGUGCGAUGCCGGAAGAAACGACGUCGAUCGACUACGUGAUGGAGGCCGCAUCUGGGCCGCACUUUUCGGGCCUGAGACUGGACGGCCUGCUACCCUCCUCCCCCACUUCCGAUUCAACCCUAACCUCCGAUUCUCUCCCCAAUCAACCCUUCGUCAUAGGAGUCUCCGGCGGUACCGCCUCCGGGAAAACCACCGUCUGCGACAUGAUCAUUCAGCAGCUUCACGAUCAUCAACAUUAUCUACCUGUACAUGUGAUUGUGUGGUGA